AAAAAAAAACCUUAUUAAUUUGUGGUACUUCCUUCUUCGUAGCCAGUUAAUCAUUGAUCUAAAGGUGUUACUGAAUCGAAAACUUAUAAAGUUAUGGUUCUUUGAUUUUUUUUGUUUAGUGUUAUAUCGAUUGAGUUAAUUACCUAAACUAAAAUGACUGAAUUUUUAAAAGGUCUAUUUCUGACACUUUUAUCGGAAAAGUGUUACGAUGAAUAUUUCAAUAAAUAUAACUUUCUUGAUGUACCAUGCUUUAAAUCCACUUUGAGCAAAGGUCUCGGUAUCGGCAUAAUCGCUGGAUCAAUACUGGUCAAAGUCCCACAGAUUUUGAAAAUUCUGAGCAGUAAGAGUGCUGAGGGAAUAAAUAUUUAUGGAGUUUACCUGGAAAUAUUUGCGAUUACUGCCAACUUUGCAUAUAGUUAUAUUAUGGGUUUUCCAUUUAGUGCAUGGGGUGAAGGUACAUUUUUAGCUGUACAAACGGCUAUAAUUGCAGUACUUGUCUUGCAUUAUGGUGGAUCUCCUGCGAAGGCCACACUGUUUUUAGCAACAUAUGUGGGAUUGGUGUCCAUACUCAUUAGUGGAUACACUCCCAUCCCUCUAUUGUGGAAUAUGCAAGCUUUUAAUGUUCCUAUUAUAUUACUGGCAAAGUCAAUCCAAGUAUUAACCAAUUACAAGAAUGGGAGUACUGGUCAAUUGUCAGCAGUUACCUGCUUUUUAUUAUUAGGUGGCAGCAUAGCAAGAAUUUUCACAUCUGUUCAAGAAACGGGAGAUUCAAUAAUCAUUCUCACAUACUGUGUCUCAACAAUUGCUAAUGGUGCAUUAGUACUACAAUUAUUUUGGUAUUGGAAUGUUGGAAAACCUAAUAAGAAUGUUAAUAAGAAGAAAAAGAAACGAACAUAAACUUGUUCAUAAACUUUGUCUUUAAAUCAAUUUGAAAUAUAGACACUAAUUAUAAGAUUUAAAUUGUUAUUUUUUCCUUUAAUAUUAAAUCUAGAGUGGCCUUUAAUAUUAAACCACAUCCAUUGCUCAAUAGAAUUAUUUACUUUUGCUAAUUACUAAUUUAAUUUGAAUCAUGCGUUAUUAUUACUAGUGGUAUACAUACCCAAAUAAUACCAUAAUUACAGUAGUUCUUAUAAUGGGUACUGAUUUCUCAAUAUAAAUGCUAAAACAAUCUCAUUAUUCUUUGUAGGGGGUUAACUCGGAAAAAA
Messenger RNA from Diatraea saccharalis (sugarcane borer), 1205 nucleotides. Lineage: Eukaryota; Metazoa; Arthropoda; Insecta; Lepidoptera; Crambidae. The record is from the annotation of a GenBank genome assembly.